Photinus pyralis (common eastern firefly) is the source of this 1785-nucleotide messenger RNA. RefSeq names its product chymotrypsin-like protease CTRL-1. Gene Ontology annotation, biological process: proteolysis. The coding region runs from base 95 to 1168 and encodes 357 amino acids. Gene Ontology annotation, molecular function: serine-type endopeptidase activity. NCBI's taxonomy places the organism in Eukaryota, Metazoa, Arthropoda, Insecta, Coleoptera, Lampyridae. The record is from RefSeq and is a predicted model, not a curated record. The transcript has 4 exons.
UGAUAACCCAUCGUCAAAAUAUCCAUAGCGCAUUAACACAAGAUAAACUUUUCCCCUGACCUCUCUAUUUGUUUCAGUGAAAUUUAUCGUCAUCAUGAAGUUAGUCUUCAUACUCGUCUGUAGUGCAUUGGGAACUGUUUCGGCUGAAGAAUGUACAACAAACAAUGGAGAAGUAGGAACGUGCACUACCUUGCUGGAGUGCCCAAUUAUUUUCGCGGCUUUAGCCAAUCCGAAUAAAUCGGCAAUCGACAUUUUAGACAAACAUUUUUGUAAACCUGGUAAAAGGGACAUGGUAUGCUGUACAAAAUCAAGUUCAAAACGACCGCAUAUACAACACAGUAUCCCUAACAUAAGUAACCGUCUUUAUUGUGGUUUACAACAUUCCGAUGACUACUUUCACCCCAUCAAUGAGGUUAGCAUAUACGAAUUUCCAUGGUUAGCACUGAUUAUUCUUCACGUUAAUGACAAAGACGAAACUCGUUCGUUUGCCAUAUGCAGUGGUACAUUAAUUAAUGAACGAUAUGUAUUGACAUCCACCGAUUGCCUCAUUAAGCACAACAAUGACCGCAUAAGUGUACGCUUGGGAAAGUUUCGCACAGAGGAUAAGUCUAGAGCGGAUUGUGUUGAAAACAAAAUGUACAAUACCAGCGAAUGCAGUGAUUCCGCAGAAUAUGAGGUGGCAAAACGUAUUUUACACCCGCACAGGAUCGGAUUUACAUACAACAACAACAUUGCCUUGCUAAGACUGGCCAAAAAUGUUCAAUACUCAGAUGCCAUUCGUCCCAUAUGCUUACGAGAAUCCGACUAUCCAAAUUCUCCUACAAUAGGAAGCACUCUCUUUCUUUCCGGAUGGAACGAUCAAUUUUUCGUCAAAGGAAAUACCACUAAACGAAAAAUUUCGACAACUCUCAUAAGCAACGAGCAAUGCAGCGCGUUGUUACGAACCACAAUAACCUCAUACAAUAUUUGUACGGCAAACCGAAGGGCAAAUACCGAGUCGCAAUGUUACCUUGAUAAAGGUGGACCUUUGGUGUUUUCGUACAAAAACCAAUGGUUUUUGGAAGGGGUCCUGUCCGAAUUUUCAGGAAGAUGUGACAAUACUGUUCCAUUAAUUUUUAUGAGGGUGUCUCAAUAUUUAGAAUGGAUUUAUGAUAGCAUGCAAGAAUAGUAUUACAGCAGGCAUGUCAAACCUGCAGCCCGUCGCGAUGUUUGCAAAUUAUAAAAUUGAAUUAUACCGUGUGUCCUAUUUUGGUUGAGACUGCAGUUUUUAAAGAAUAGAGACUUGCGGUUUUUGCGAACCUGUGACACUUUUUUGUGAAACCACAAACAGAAUCCAUCUAGCUUCGUUUGUUUCUGAGAUACCGGGUGCCGGCUCGUGUAGCACAGUUCAGUUUAAUCUGGACUGCGGUGCUAAGAGCUGCUGGUUCGAAUCCGGGUUCGGGCAUGGAUAUUUGUAUAUGUAUAGCGGGUUGGGUUGGUAGAGCCGCCUGAAACCCCGCCCAUUCAAAAAGGCAACACAAAUUCAUAAAAAAUUAAACGAAAAGUUUGACUUUUUGGGGCGUUAUCAGAUCUUACUACCGAUGUAAGAUUAAAAAAAGGUAAAAACUGCCAAUUUUAGAUAUUGUUACGUAGAUUCCAGUCGCAUAGUAAAAAAAAAACUUUUGGACCACCUUUUCUGAGCUUUGGCCCGAACUUGGUAUUUUUUAAAUGCAACACCCUAUAUAUUUUAACGUCAAUUUUUGUGUGUUCUUUUUGCUAAUUACAUUGAUGUAUCACAACCUGUAU